AUGUUUAUCCAGCGUUACAUUCUUCCACUGCCCAACAACCCAGCAGAUGAUAUCACGCUUGAGUCUGAUCCUCUGAAACGAAAUGUCCGGAUAGCCGUUCUUGACACGGGCUUUUGCGUUGACGAUGGGGACGAACUAGUCAAAGGCGGGGAAGAAAGAGUAAUCCGGAAGCGAAACUUUUUCAGUGCCGAUGAACACGCUCAUAUCGACAAUGAUGGUCACGGAACACACGUAGUCGGGUUAUUGCUCCGAUUUGCGCCUCGCGCGAAGAUUAUUGUCGCCAAGAUCUCCAAUUCCAAACACGAGGUUGCGGGAAACCACCAGAUCGUCGAGGCGCUGACGUGGGUCAGCUCUGAUGAGUGCAGGGCUGAUAUCAUCGUCCUUUCCUUUGGGCUCGGCCAAAACCCAAAUAUCAAGUCAUCUAUCAAGGGACUCGUCGAGGCAGGGAAAAUAAUAUUCGCUGCUGCUUCAAAUGAUAGAGGUAAUGAGCCCAGGGCUUUUCCAGCUAGUCAAGAUGGUGUUUUCGGUAUUCAUGUCUCGGAUGGGAAGGGCAACAGAGUUGGCAUGACUCCGGCCCCUGUGCGCGGUGAUAAUUUCUCCACGCUGGGCAAUGCCAUUGAUUCAUGGUGGGAUGGAGAAGACGUCUACAUCAGUGGAUCGUCUUUUGCCACGCCUGUCGCUGCAGCUAUUGCAGCGAACGCCUUGGAGUUUAUCAGACAUAACUUUGCCAGCGACAGGGAUUGCGCAAAGUACUUCUACACUCCUCUCGGGAUGAGAGAAUUGUUUAGAUGUCUCUCUGACCGCAUAGAUGGCUAUGACUACGUCAAACCAUGGAAGAAGCAUCUGUGGGAUAACGAGACGCAGCCUGAGGAUACCUGCUCUGCUUUAAGGGACAUUAAGACGUACGGGGCGCAACUGUGGAUUGAACUGUGGAUUGAGAAGACAUCUGAAGCCUCGUUUCAGGGAUUCGAAAAACCACGUCGCUACUCAGAAUAUGGAGGAGCAUAG
Molecule: messenger RNA, 1008 nt
Organism: Trichoderma atroviride IMI 206040
Lineage: Eukaryota; Fungi; Ascomycota; Sordariomycetes; Hypocreales; Hypocreaceae
Biological process (GO): proteolysis
Molecular function (GO): serine-type endopeptidase activity
Source: RefSeq, a predicted model, not a curated record